Volvox carteri f. nagariensis is the source of this 1000-nucleotide messenger RNA. RefSeq lists its product as uncharacterized. Gene Ontology annotation, cellular component: cytosol. Gene Ontology annotation, biological process: carbohydrate metabolic process; pentose-phosphate shunt, non-oxidative branch; pentose-phosphate shunt. NCBI's taxonomy places the organism in Eukaryota, Viridiplantae, Chlorophyta, Chlorophyceae, Chlamydomonadales, Volvocaceae. Bases 224 to 1000 code for a protein of 258 amino acids. The record is from RefSeq and is a predicted model, not a curated record. The transcript has 4 exons. Gene Ontology annotation, molecular function: metal ion binding; D-ribulose-phosphate 3-epimerase activity.
UGUGGCUGUAACACAGCAAUCACACAUAUUAGAGGGCCGCUCCCUCGAUUUGCGGCUUGUUGACGGGCUUUGUCACCUUCCACAUCCCGUUAGCUCCAUCAAGCCGUAUCUCCUGAUUUCGUAACCGAUUGCUUGCGAACACCAGUUUUAAGCAAUCCACGUUUGCACUUGACGGGCCUACAGCUUCGCGCGCACAGCCGUCUCACGGCUGAAAGUUGACACCAUGACACGUAUCUCGCUUCCUAAGCGCUCUGAAGGCCAUGACCGGCCUCCUGCCAUCAUUGCGCCGUCCAUCCUCUCAAGCGACUUCGCCCGACUCGCCGACGAAUGCAAGCGAAUGGUUGACUUAGGAGCAGACUGGCUGCACGUAGACGUCAUGGACGGCCACUUUGUUCCCAACCUGACCCUGGGAGCCCCCAUCGUAGCCUCGCUCCGAAAACACACGGACGCCUUCCUGGACUGCCACCUGAUGACCACAAACCCGGAGCUCUGGGUCAAGGACUUCGCCAAGGCGGGCGCGGACAUGAUCACUUUCCAUUUGGAAGCCGCAGCCGGACCCGGUCCUGACGACUGGCACAGCCUCGCCCCCGACCAGCCCCACCCCGCAGUGGUGGAUAUGUGCCACGGCGUGAGGGCCGCGGGGAUGCAUGUGGGUCUCGCCUUAAAACCCGCCACGCCAGUGGAGCUGGCGGUGCCGUACGUGGAGCAGGGGCUUGUGGACAUGGUGCUGGUGAUGACGGUGGAGCCUGGUUUCGGAGGCCAGUCCUUCAUGGCGGAUAAGGCGGCCAAGGCGGCUGUGCUGAGGAAGAAGUUUCCAGACCUUCUCAUUCAGGUGGACGGCGGUCUGGCGCCAGCGACCGUCGACCGAGCGGCGGCCGCGGGAGCCAACGUCAUUGUGGCAGGAUCGGCCGUCUUUGGCGCCGCCGACCCAGGGGUCGUUAUCCAGCAGUUGCGAGAGAGCGUUACGGCGGCGGCCACUAGCGGCAAUGUGCCCCACUGA